UUCACGGCUAAAGCGCAGGAGAAGCUCGCAGCUCGGAGCUCAGGGAGAAGUGAGUAGCUCAGGGCUCACGGCGACACGGCGCUCACAGAGGCACCAGACUCUAUCUCGGAGGGGCAAGUUAAGAGGAACUUUGCUGCGCGACUUAGGGCUUGGUUGUCCAAUUACUUUGUCUCGAACAACUAAUACAGCAACAAACUUUGCGCGUUUUUGUUUUGUUUUUGCUCCUCAAUUUAGUUUUCGUUCCGAUUGCUGCUGUUAUCGCCAAUAGUUAUAUUUAUUAAUUCGCACGCGCGCACAACAAAUUAGGCAAAGAAGCGUUUGCAAGCGCUGAAAUCGGUGUCCAACCGCGCGUGCCAUUUGACGUGUAUCGCACAGAGUUUAAGGAGCACUGUGCUAGGCAGACAGACAUCGCUCGGGGGCCUCCAGACUUCCUCUCUCUUCUCUCUCUCCAUGUUGCGCUCCGUGCUGCAAACCAUCAUGACGGUGCUGGCCCUGCUCGUGCUGCUCACGACGAAUUCGGUAGUGAGCGGCGCAACGCCGGCCAGGGACUUGCGAAACGCGUCUCUGAGCGCCACCUCGGGAGGCUGUUGGACGUGCGGUUCUCAGCAGCAACAGCAACAACAGCAACAGCACGCGGGUGCCGACACAUCCCUGCUGACCGAGGCGGUCAAGAGACACAUCCUCGCUCGACUCCAGAUGCGAGAGCGGCCCAACAUCACGCAGCCCGUGCCACGGGCCACCAUGCUCAAUGCGUUACGCCGUCUGCAGGCUGGAGGGCAGCAUCAGCAGCAGCAUCAUCGUCAGCACCAGGCGACGCGUGGAAGCGACCCCAGCGAGCAGAACUCUGAGAUUAUUAGCUUCGCAGAGUCAGAUGGCGACUCUCCGUUGGAGCUGCAAUUCCACCUGGCGAGCGAGAUGGGCCGCCGCCUCCACGUGACCAACGCCGUGCUGUGGCUGCACCUGCGGCUGUCCGAGCCGAGGCGCCGAGUAUCGGUGACACUCGGCCUCAUGCAUCGCGGCGCCCUUAUGGACAGCUGGGUGCCGCUGGAGAAGCGUUUGACGCUGCACCGCAGCAGCUGGCACCGUCUGCCGGUGACGGAAGCCGUGCAGGCGGCGCUGGACGGGGGCCUGCGGCGAGUUUCCCUGCGAGUGUCGUGCCCCGAGUGCGUGCCAGCGGGCGUCGUUCCCGCGCUCCCGGACAGCGCCAACGACGCACAGAGGCCCUUCCUGGUGAUGAAGGCUCGGGAGGUGCGCAACAAGCGCCAGCUGCACAAGCGUGGCCUCGAGUGUGACGGCAGGACGUCGCUCUGCUGCCGCAAGCAGUUCUACAUCGACUUCCGCAGCAUCGGUUGGAACGACUGGAUUAUCGCGCCGCCCGGCUACUACGGGAACUUCUGCGAAGGGCAGUGCCCGGCAUACAUGGCGGGGACCCUGGGAACGGCGGCUUCGUUCCACAGCGCUGUCAUCAGCCGUUUGCGCGAUGCCAACCAGGUCAAUUCAGUGACCUCCUGUUGUAUCCCGACCCGCUUGAGUGCAAUGUCCAUGCUCUACUUCGACGAAGACCAGAACAUUGUGAAGAAGGACGUGCCCAACAUGAUUGUAGAAGAGUGCGGCUGUGUCUGACCCUUCUCUCCUGCCAGUCGCGACAACCAUAAACCCCUUUGUCCAGUGGGCUGUCCAUAAACAGAGUUGGAGGAAGGUGGGCGGAGUCGUAGAGGCAGUUGUGCAUCCCCUCUGUUUUGCGUUGUGUUUCCAUAUUUGCCCGUCUACGUGGGAAACACCUCGUGUUCAUGGUAUUGCGAUGGUGCUGAGCACCAUAUGGAAGUGGCAUAUGCUGGGCCUGUUUCAUAAUAUCUGGAUACGCCACUGACUAUAACUCAUGUCCACUCCAUAGCCAGCCCCUCUCCCUGCAAACUAGCCCUGCUCACCACAGACGUCCUAUGUUACUCCAACAAGGCGCUGCACGUUGACACUUGCAAGGUCCCAAUGCAUUCGACUUUUACUUAUUUAUAUUCAGCACUGUUGCCUGUAAAUGCUCUUCAACUGGACAGCGCUGUCCGCUUCCCUAUGUGCAGAUGCACUUAUUUUUGCCGCACGACUGUACUGUGCCGUACGUGUAAGCGUGUCUUUCCAUUCCGGAGCAAUGCUGCCAAAAGAUGCGGGUUGUCAUGGAGGUUGCAUGCGUCGAUGGGAUGGAUGGAAAGUGAUGGGUGUGACUUGGGUGGCUUUUAUGGAAUUAAUAAUUCGGUGGGCGAUGGAGGAGUGGAAAUGGUGACUAACGAAAAUCAAAAUGUGUUGGAAAAGGACAGACAAAAUGUGACGGAUGAGGUGAAUGGGUUCAUGAAUUGGGGCUUUGAAAUCUGGCUCGGACUGAAAAGACCACCCCACCAUUACGGCCGAACGCGUCACUCGUGCACUUAAAAAGAAAUCCGAAAAAAGAUUUGAACUAUCGGUGAGAUAUUAGUGCUGUGGAGACCUGCCGUCUAAACCAUGUUAUAAGAGAUUAUUGCUGUAUGUAUGUAAUUAUUUUAUAUACAACAUGGAAAAUACUUGAAAUGGUCUUUUGCUUGAAUGCAAGUGAAAAGAUUGUACCUUAUUGUAACGUUAAACGUUUGUGAUUUGCACUCAUGGCUUUGACGAUGACGGUCACUAUAUAUAAGCUGCCAAAUGUUUUAGUUUUUUUUGUCUUUAAUAAUGUUUUUAAA
Lethenteron reissneri (Far Eastern brook lamprey) is the source of this 2705-nucleotide messenger RNA. Its product is annotated as inhibin beta B chain-like. NCBI's taxonomy places the organism in Eukaryota, Metazoa, Chordata, Hyperoartia, Petromyzontiformes, Petromyzontidae. Gene Ontology annotation, molecular function: growth factor activity; cytokine activity. Gene Ontology annotation, cellular component: extracellular region. The record is from RefSeq and is a predicted model, not a curated record.